Molecule: messenger RNA, 1632 nt
Organism: Exophiala spinifera
Lineage: Eukaryota; Fungi; Ascomycota; Eurotiomycetes; Chaetothyriales; Herpotrichiellaceae
Exons: 4
Coding region: 1-1632 (543 amino acids)
Biological process (GO): carbohydrate transport; transmembrane transport
Cellular component (GO): membrane
Molecular function (GO): carbohydrate:proton symporter activity
Source: RefSeq, a predicted model, not a curated record
AUGUCUGAAGCUGAGUCAACGCCGGUCGAAAGACGGGGCCUUGGCUUUCACCUUAAACACAACAAGAGACUUCUGCUGACAGUUCUGGCAUUAGCCUCACCUGUUUUCACAUAUGGCUACGACGGCAUCAUUAUAGGGGGCACGCUUGCCGCACCUGCCUUCGUCAAGCAGUUCAGCCACGGCAAAAGAUUAACAUCCACUGAUGUUAGCAUCAUCGUCGCCGUUCCCAACGGAGGCUCUGUCAUCGGCUCUUUGAUUGUCGCCUACGGUGGCGACUUGCUAGGCCGCAGGAAGACGCUUCUUGUCGGAUGUUUGAUAAACUUGAUCGGCGCAGCAAUGCAGACAGCAUCUUCGGAUCUAGGCCUUCUGACAGCUGGGCGCGUGUUUUCUAACGCGGCAGCUUACGUUUUCCUCGGAAUGACGGUUACUUUCCUGAACGAGGUUGCCCCUGCGUCCUUGCGCGGCAUUAUCGGUGGCCUGACCAUCUUCUCAAUUAAUGUCGGUGUCGUGCUCGGUUCGGGCAUUUCGCUGGCCACCUGGGAUAUUCCAAAUAGCGGCGCCUGGCGCCUUCCGCUCGGCUUGCAGCUCAUUUGGCCACUCCUCAUAGCCAUCUUUGUGUUCUUUGUGAGGGAAUCUCCUACCUCGUACAUCAUCAAAGGCGAUGAUGAGCAAGCUCUGGUCAGCUUGCGUAAGAUCCGCAAAGGUUACAGUGAAGAGGAAUUGGAGGAGGAGAUGACGAGCCUCAAGUUACAGGACAGUAUCCGACAAGCCGAGAAAGAGGUUGGAUGGAUAGAGCUCUUCAGAGGGGUUAACCUUCGGCGCACCCUGCUGUCCGCCUUCAUGGCCAACGUUACGACGCUAUCCGGUGUCAUCUAUGCUAGCAACUAUGCAACUAUUUUUCUACGCCAGAUUGGGAGUACAAACCCCUUCGUUCUUGUCCUCGGCUUGGGACUGUUGGCAUUUGGUGGCAGCGGUGCCGGCCUGGCCUUGAUACACUUGCUCGAUCGUCGAAGGCUCGCACUAUCAGUCUUCUCGGCCAUCUUUGUCAUCGACCUCGUCAUUGGAGUGAUGGGGUGUCUGGACACCACCGCAACCUAUAAAAUCAAGACCAUUGCAGCAUUUUCCCUCAUGUAUGGCUUUUUCUACGCAGCAGGAUUUGGGCCGCUGGUGUACACAUCUACGGCUGAGAUCCCCAACGCUCGAUUGCGGAACAAGACGGCCGCAUUCACUUUCAUCACUAACGUUGCUAACUCGACUGUGUGCCUCUUUGUUUUCCCCUAUAUCACUUCUGAUCCAGGCAAUCUUGGUGCCAAAGUGUAUCUGCUGUUUGCUGGCUGCAUGUUUUUGGUCAUCGCCAUAACUUGGCUCUUUUUCCCCGAGGUCAAAGGUCGCACGCCGGCUGAAGUGGACGAAAUGUUCAAUAUGAAACUGCCAGCCAGGAAAUUCAAAGGUACGUGGAUCGGUCUCCCGCUGUCUGGGUCACGUAGUUUCCAUUCGCUUGCGGGAUCAUAUGGAAGAGUAUUAAUGCCUGUGUUAGGCUAUACCUGUGCGGUAGCACCUAAGAGUAUCCACCAGCAGCUCAAGGAUGAACGACACAUUGAGCAAGUGGAGGUUUCCAAAACUGGUGAUUAA